CUAGACGUUUGCAGACGUCCUUCUAAUCCUGGUCUUCGUUUGGUCCGGUUGCCAUCUCCCUUUCACCUCGAAGGCGGGCGGGCUUGUGGCCAGGAGAAGAGGAGGAGGAGCCAUCCCAUCUCUGCCGUGUCUCCUGUGUCUGUGGAUCUUGCGCCUGAAAGCCAGUUCAACCCUAGGAGCAGGAAGAAGAGGAAAACUGCCCUGAAACAACUGCAGCAGAGCCUGCUGGCUGUAGCUGAAGACUCCGCAGCCCCAUCUCCCCCGCAUUUCGACUUGGCAGUACUCCUCUAGCCAGAGCAAGUCCUCCAGACACCCCCUGUAUCAUGGGCCGAACUCGGGAAGCUGGCUGCGUGGCUGCUGGUGUGGUGAUCGGGGCUGGAGCCUGCUACUGUGUAUACAGGCUGACCUGGGGAAGAGAUGAGAACGAGAUAAUCUGGAACGAGGACGACGAUGAGGAGGAGGAAUCUCGCGAUAUUUCAGAGACUGGGAAAGGAGCUAAGGCUAAUGCUGGGGCGGGGGCUGGAGCCAGGCUUCAGGGUGACUCAAAGGCCAAGGCUGAGGUAGCUGUGGAACUCAAGAGUGGGCCUGAUGUAAAGGCAGAGGCCCACUCAAAGGCCGAGAGUGGAGGUGGCCUAGAGGCCAAGGCCAAGGCUCUUUUCAGCACCCUGAAGGAACAGGCAAGUGCAAAGGCAGGUAAAGCUGCCAAGUUGGGUACCAUCUUUGGGACCAGGGCUCUCGCACCUGGUUUUCCCUGCCUAGGAGUCAGGGGUGGAGGCUGCCACCCUGUGAGGAGUGGAGCCAGGGCUGGGAGCAAGGAUAGUGGCAAGUCCAAGGGAAGGACCAGAAAUAAGAGCACCAGGACUCCAGCUAUGUUAUGGCCUGUUCGAAAGGGCAAGUUCAACUUUCCCUAUAAAAUUGAUGAUAUUCUGGGUGCUACUGACCUUCAAAAGGUCCUUAACAUCUUAGAAAGAUCUAACGAUCCUUUUAUUCAAGAAGUAGCCUUGGUCACUCUGGGUAACAAUGCAGCAUAUUCAUUUAACCAAAAUGCCAUUCGUGAAUUGGGUGGUCUCCCAAUUAUUGCAAAACUGAUAAAAACGAAAGAUCCCAUUAUUAGGGAAAAGGCAUACAAUGCCCUUAAUAACUUGAGUGUGAAUUCAGAAAAUCAGGGCAAGAUUAAGACAUACAUCAGUCAAGUGUGUGAUGACACCAUGAUCUGUCGUUUGGACUCAGCUGUGCAGAUGGCUGGUCUAAGACUGUUAACCAACAUGACUGUGACUAAUCAUUACCAGCAUUUGCUUUCCUAUUCUUUUCCAGACUUUUUUGCUUUGUUAUUCCUGGGAAAUUACUUCACCAAGAUUCAGAUUAUGAAACUAAUCAUAAACUUUACUGAAAAUCCAGCCAUGACAAGAGAACUGGUGAGUUGCAAAGUGCCGUCAGAAUUGAUUUCCCUCUUUAAUAAAGAAUGGGACAGAGAGAUUCUUCUGAAUAUCCUUACCCUAUUCGAGAAUAUAAAUGACAACAUAAAAAAUGAAGGGCUUGCCUCAUCCAGGAAAGAAUUCAGCAGAAGUUCACUUUUUUUCUUAUUCAAAGAAUCUGGAGUGUGUGUCAAGAAAAUCAAAGCGUUAGCAAAUCACAGUGAUCUGGUCGUGAAAGUAAAAGUCCUGAAGGUAUUGACCAAACUCUAAUUAGCAGUCUGUCCCCAAAAAUAUCAAGGAAAUUUGUUUAGUUUGAAGUUGGGAACAAUGCAUUUUGUAAAUUCUUUAUUUUUCACUGUGCUUAUAUGGCAAAAAGAUCCUCUCAGCUGCUAUUUUGGAAUAAUGACUGUUACAUGUCAUCAACAGUGAUGCUGACUGUGAUGGUUUGUUUUAGGCUAGAUCAUUUUAAGGAUGUCAGAUGAAUACUAGAGCUUGUACAAAGAAAGCAUUUAUUGAUUCUAUCUUGCUACCUAGAUUGAGAUAUUUUUACUCUUUACUUAAACUGACAGCAACCU
Messenger RNA from Budorcas taxicolor (takin), 1990 nucleotides. It is a transcript of the gene ARMCX1, whose product is annotated as armadillo repeat containing X-linked 1. Lineage: Eukaryota; Metazoa; Chordata; Mammalia; Artiodactyla; Bovidae. Bases 324 to 1685 code for a protein of 453 amino acids. Gene Ontology annotation, cellular component: mitochondrion. The record is from RefSeq and is a predicted model, not a curated record. The transcript is spliced from 3 exons. Gene Ontology annotation, molecular function: protein binding.